Molecule: messenger RNA, 1393 nt
Organism: Acromyrmex echinatior (Panamanian leafcutter ant)
Lineage: Eukaryota; Metazoa; Arthropoda; Insecta; Hymenoptera; Formicidae
Gene: eIF2alpha
Product: eukaryotic translation initiation factor 2 subunit alpha
Biological process (GO): translational initiation
Cellular component (GO): eukaryotic 48S preinitiation complex; eukaryotic translation initiation factor 2 complex
Molecular function (GO): RNA binding; translation initiation factor activity; ribosome binding
Source: RefSeq, a predicted model, not a curated record
CUAUGCAUGCUAUGCGUUAAUCAGAGUUGGUGUCGUUGAUGAAAGAGACUUUUAGACGAGAAUUUGCACAUGGAUUAUUGACAAGUUUCCCGUAGUGAAACUUUUUGCAGUUUUAAGCCAUUUAAGGAUAAAGGGAGGAUUUUAUCUUCGCGCAAGUAUUAAUUAUUUAGCAAAACAUGGUACUAUCUUGUCGAUUUUACAAAGAAAAGUAUCCAGAAGUGGAGGAUGUGGUGAUGGUAAAUGUACGUAGUAUAGCUGAGAUGGGUGCAUACGUUCAUCUAUUGGAAUACAAUAAUAUUGAAGGCAUGAUCUUGCUCUCUGAGCUCUCUAGAAGACGUAUUAGGUCUAUCAACAAACUUAUCCGAGUAGGCAAAACUGAACCAGUUGUUGUUAUUCGUGUAGAUAAGGAAAAAGGUAACUGAAGAUAUUUUAUUGGUUCAAAUAAAAAAUCAACGUCUGCUGAGGAUGUGGAAAAAUGCACAGAGAGAUAUGCUAAGGCUAAAGCUGUUAAUUCAAUUUUAAGACACGUAGCAGAGUUGUUGCACUAUGAUAAUGAUGACCAGCUUGAGGAACUCUAUCAGAAAACAGCCUGGCACUUUGAAGAAAAAUACAAGAAACAGAAGGCAUCUGCUUAUGAUUUUUUCAAACAAUCAGUAUUGGAUCCCUCCAUUUUAGCAGAGUGUGGUUUGGACGAACAUACGAAAGAAGUGUUACUAAAUAAUAUUAAACGAAAACUUACUUCGCAAGCGGUUAAAAUUAGAGCAGAUGUAGAAGUGGCUUGUUAUGGUUAUGAAGGCAUUGAUGCUGUUAAGACUGCAUUAAAAGCAGGCUUAGCUCUUUCCACUGAUGAACUUCCUAUAAAAAUUAACUUAAUUGCUCCUCCAUUAUAUGUCAUGACGACAUCUACUCCAGAAAAACAGGAUGGUUUAAAGGCAUUAAGUGAUGCAAUCGAAGUCAUACAGAAUAAAAUAAUGUCACUUGGAGGUGUAUUCAACGUACAAAUGGCACCAAAAGUCGUUACUGCGACGGACGAGGCAGAAUUAGCGCGACAGAUGGAACGAGCGGAACUUGAAAAUGCAGAGGUUGAUGGUGAUGAUGAAGAAGAGGUAGAAGGAUUAGAAGGUGAUUUUAGUGGUGGUGAAGGAGCCGAACAAAACAGCAAAAAUAUCGAACAGAAUGGCAAAGCUAUAGACGAGAAUGAUAAAGAAGAUAUAUCCGAGGAAGAUAAUUAAAAAAGAUAUAUACAUAUAUAUAUAUAUGGAAAUAAAGUAUUCUCGAUUAACUAACAAACAUUUAUAUGUUUUUCUAAUUGAAAUUAGAAUUUAAUAAAUUUUCUAUUGUCUUUUUGUUGGAUAUAUCAGAACAAUGUUUUAAUAAAUAUGAAAAUAAAAGA